AAAUACUUUCUGCCUUCAACGGAUGUGUUAGUUUUCGAACACUUAAAGAGGAGUUGUUAUCAUGAAAACGGAUACUACUCUACCCAUAAUCGCCGAAGACGGCGACUGUGGCGACAGCAAGAGGGUAAGAGUGGCUGAUUCAGGAUAUACCGUCGGCGGUCAGGACAGACCUGUAAAAUUACCAAAAAUCGAAAACAAUGGAGAUGUUGGGACAUCAGAAGGAACACACGUUUUAGUCGAUGCACUAAUGGCCGAAGUGGCAAUUAAAGAUAAAGACGGAAAAACAAACGCCGGCCACGGUGUAGUCUCAGUCAUGGGACGACAGAGAGCUAUGACAACCGCCGUUUCCACCGUCGUCGACGAGAUUCCGUCUUAUGACAUUUUCGGAAUCUUCGACGGUCUUAGGCUCGCUAAAUUCUUUGAGGACAGGCUGCGUCGGCUCGUGAAAGAGGAGGUGAAAGCAUGCCACGGCCGUGGGGUGGCUGCGGACUGGAAUAAAGUUAUGAAAUCCUGUUUUUCCGAGGCGGUAGGGACGGUGGGAACCACCACUUCCGCGGUGGUUACGAUAGUCGGAAAAGAGGAAGUGAUUGUGUUGUGCCGUGGCGGCGCAAGGGUGGUUUUAUACUCUCACGACGGAGUUGCUUUGCCUCUCUGUCAUAUCCAUCAUCACAAGUACUUAACCAAAAAUAUCUUUUGUCACCUUUUUAGGAUGGUGUAGAGCAAAUUCUAAAGAUCCAUAAACGAAAAAAGAUAGACGACUUUAUUGUACUUGCAUGCGAUGGUCUAUGGGACGUUGUCUCCGACGAUGACACAUAUCAGCUUGUGAAACGUUGUCUUUACGGCAAAUUACCACCAGACGGGUUAGAUUCUUUACUAGGAAUAUUAAUUUUUUUUUUUUUUUUGUCUAAUAUAUUUAACGACUUAUGUGAGUUUCAAGAUUAAUAUCGACUUUUCUCUGUUUUCUUUUUUUUUUUUUUUUUUUUUGCGAUUCUUAAUUAUUAUUAUUAUUAUUAUUAUUAUUAUUAUUAUUAUUAUUAUAAGUUUUGUUUUGUUCUCCCGAUUAUAAGUUUCCAUUUUACAUCUUUCUUUUCUAGAUAUACUUUUUUCUUUGUUUAUAAGCCUAGUGUGUGUGUGUUGGUAUUUAUUUUAAUUUCUUCUGUUAUUUUCCCUUGUUUUUUAUAUAUUUAUUUUGAAUGUAAUUUUCUUGGGAGUUUGUCUCUGACACCCCUGUUUUGUCAUU
Molecule: messenger RNA, 1240 nt
Organism: Arabidopsis thaliana (thale cress)
Lineage: Eukaryota; Viridiplantae; Streptophyta; Magnoliopsida; Brassicales; Brassicaceae
Product: Protein phosphatase 2C family protein
Exons: 4
Coding region: 62-718 (218 amino acids)
Molecular function (GO): protein serine/threonine phosphatase activity
Source: RefSeq, marked reviewed